UUCCCUAGGACACAGCGGAUCACCGAUCACGGAAAGAGCCGAAGGUGUCAGCUCGGUCAUGUGAUCAGCUGUGGCACUGAUGAUCAGUGUGCCCUGAUGAUCAGUGUAGCCCCAUCAGUGCCACCUGUCAAAGUCAGUGCCAGCUGUCAGUGCCAGUGCCACGUGCCAGUGCCUAUCAGUGCCACAAAAUGCACAUAUCAGUGCACAUCAAUGCCACAUAUCAAUGCCCAUCUGAGCUGCCUUUCAGUGUCAUCCAUCAGUGCCAGUCAGUGCCACCUAUCAGUGCUGCCAAUCAGUGCCGCCUAUCAGUGCCAGUCAGUGCCGCCUAUCAGUGCCAUGUAUCAG
Staurois parvus is the source of this 345-nucleotide messenger RNA. Lineage: Eukaryota; Metazoa; Chordata; Amphibia; Anura; Ranidae. The record is from the annotation of a GenBank genome assembly.